Molecule: messenger RNA, 426 nt
Organism: Colletotrichum lupini
Lineage: Eukaryota; Fungi; Ascomycota; Sordariomycetes; Glomerellales; Glomerellaceae
Exons: 2
Coding region: 1-426 (141 amino acids)
Source: RefSeq, a predicted model, not a curated record
AUGAUCUUCCCCUCCAUCUUCCUCGCCAUAUUCGUGAUGGCCUGCGAAACCAUCGCAGCACCACACAAGACCUCUACGGUGCUCGACACCAUCCAAAGCAGGAUAGAGAAGAAGAUACCAGCAAACUCCAAGGCUUCUUGCUCAGAUGUUCGCUUCUUCGACCCGAGAGUCCUCAUAGAAGAGGGUAGCAAGAAAAAGGAUUCGACCCCCUAUCUCGUGGCUAAGUGUGACGACGGCAAGGGAGGCCAAAUGUGCUCCUGGAUGCCCCUGACCGCCUGUUUCGCAAACGCCCACGGCGAAAUAGUUUACCGGAGAUACGGCGCAUUCUUCAAGUCUUGCGUGGAUUGCAAGUAUGAGAACGUUGGCGCAAACAUGAAAUGUGAAUGCCAGGGUCCCAAGGCUCGGUACAGGCCAGCAUCAACUUGA